AGGCAGCGAGGCGCCCUGGUACCCGGAGGGAGGCUGGACACGGGCCGCAGGGCCGGGCCGCCAUGUCGGGCUGGGAGGCGGCCGAGGCCUGCGCCGAGGACUGGGCGGACGACGAGCGGAUGGCGCACCUCUUCUCGGCCUUCAAGCGGAGCCGCGAGGUCAACAGCCGCGACUGGGACAGUAAGAUGGGCUUCUGGGCGGCCCUGGUGGCCCGGGCGGCCCGCGGCCGGGGGGCCCUGAGCUUCAGCCUGGCCGACCUGCAGCUCUGGUUCCUCAGGAAGGGCUCGGCGCCGCUCGGCCUGCGGGUCGUGCUGGACGACAUGAUCAGGCGAGGGCUGAUUCAGAAAGAGUCCAACUUUGCGGCAAACGUUGAUGCCAGCUGGCUGGCGUGGGGCGUGGGCCUGCUUCUGGUCAAACCCCUCAAGUGGACCCUCUCCUCCAUGCUUGGCACCGAUCAGUUGUCCCCGGAUGAGUCCUUCGUCCUGGUCGAACUCGUCGAGGAGAAGGCAGCCCAGGUCUUGCAGCUUUGCCAGAAGUCUCUGCACUCCUCGCAUCCCGUGGGGAGCUUUGCGGAGCUCCAGGCUGUGUGUCUGAGCACGUGCCCGGACGACAGGAGUUUCUACCUCGCUCUGCUGCAGCUGCAAAAGGAGAAGCGGGUGGCUGUCGCGGAGCUCGAUGGCGAGAAGAUUGUGAAGUUUGCUCGCUCGUCCCACCACAAAGUUUCCCCGGUGAACGAGAUCGACAUCGGAAUCUUCCAGCUGAUGAGGUGCGAGAAGUUGCUGAACCAGAAGGUGGAGUCUCUGAGCGAGGACGCAGAGAGGUGCAAGAAGGAAGCUCAAAGCUACCUGAAGACUGGGAAGAAACAGCUGGCACUGAAAUGUCUGAAAACCAAGAAGAAGUCAGAGAAACGUCUGGAGAAUAUCCAUGCCAAACUGGACACCAUUCAGACCAUCCUGGACCGCAUCUACUCAUCACAGUCGGACAAAAUGGUGGUGGAUGCGUACCAGGCUGGUCUGGGAGCCCUGAAGCAGUCCAUGAAAGACGUGACUGUCAGCAAAGUGGAGAGUCUCAUGGAUCAGAUCGAGGAGUUCUGCGACACCCAGGAGGAUAUAAACCAGGCGAUUGCCGGAGCGAACCUGGGCCCAGCAGGUGCUGUGGACAUGGAUGAAUUGGAAGAGGAGCUGAACACUCUUCUGGCCGAAGUCACGCAAGAAGAGUCCAAGCUCCCAGACGUUCCGAGCACUCCUUUGCCCUGGUCUUCCUCGGCUAGCGUUCCUGCUGCUGAUUUGAUUGACCAUGAGUUGGAAGCAGAGCUCAGAAAGCUCACCCUGUCCGACACACGUAUCCAGGCCGGUGCUGUUGACUCAGCUUCCACAAACAAGGCCUUGUUGGACCCAACGGCAUUAUAACAUCAGUGAGCAGAACCUUUUUGUCUUGUACUGCACAUACAGACUGUCCUCUCAAUAUGAGGCACGAAGGGAAGGAGAGAGGGAGAGCGCAAGAGAGAGAACAUCAUUCAGAUUUCACAUCCUUUUAUUCAGUCCUUACAGAGUCUUCCAGUGCCCGGGGCUGUCUGCAUUGAUUUGUGUUUGAGAUGUGUUUGUGCUACUGUGUGGAGAGAAAGACAAAUGCAGCAUAGAUGCAAAAUGGAACUUAUCAGCCUCUCCUCCACCACAAGGGGGAAACUUCUUUUUCUCACGCACUCAUAAGGCAGUCGCGGGUUUACAAUGUUUCUCCUCCCGCAAGCCUUGCUCCAGCUCUCAGAUGAGAGAGCCGCUGUUUUGUGUGAGGCUAGAGACGUCAAGCAGUGUGGAGCAGUUGCUCUUCAGAUCAGUCGAAGAGAGUUUGUGUGUCCACCUUCCUUCCUCAGCCCUAAUCGCAAAGUGUAAUCGCAUAAUGUGCCGUGAGAUGAGAUCAACUGUGUGUUUCUAAUUCACUCUUUACAUGUGGCUGGUGCUGUGUUGGUAUGAGGCGAAAGCGGGGAGGGAAUUUGGGGGUGAGGGGUGGAGUGGUCGGAAAUUAACCCAAUGAACUGUCAGCUAGCUGGGGGGGGGGGCAAAGAGCCCCCAAUUCUGCUCUGCUCUGUGAUACGGGUUCCUUUGAGACGAUGAGUAUGCAGAAGCUGAUCUGUAACUGUGCCAAACCUGUGUUAGAAAUGCACGUGUAAUAGUCCGACAGUGGGGUUAGCAAAUAGAGUGAGCGUAAUGCAGUUACAGGGUCUCUGUCCUUAAUGAUUGCCAUUGGGAAUAGUUCCCGGGACUCGUGGAGGGGUUGCGUUGUGAUUCCCCUCACUCCCCCCCGCCCCCCCACCUCCCAUUCCCUAAUCUCUUUCUCCGUGGUUCGGUGCAAUCUUUUGAGUGUCUUUGAUAUUGUGUAAUUAUAUUCCUAUAAACCACUUGUUCGAAGGACAGAAAAAUAAUGGAAGUCGACUGAAUAAAAAAUAAAAGCAC
Messenger RNA from Callorhinchus milii (elephant shark), 2450 nucleotides. It is a transcript of the gene chmp7, whose product is annotated as charged multivesicular body protein 7. The transcript is spliced from 10 exons. Gene Ontology annotation, biological process: vesicle budding from membrane; late endosome to vacuole transport via multivesicular body sorting pathway. Gene Ontology annotation, cellular component: ESCRT III complex; multivesicular body; cytoplasmic side of plasma membrane. NCBI's taxonomy places the organism in Eukaryota, Metazoa, Chordata, Chondrichthyes, Chimaeriformes, Callorhinchidae. The coding region runs from base 63 to 1409 and encodes 448 amino acids. The record is from RefSeq and is a predicted model, not a curated record.